This is a messenger RNA of Kuraishia capsulata CBS 1993, 894 nucleotides long. RefSeq lists its product as uncharacterized. The transcript has a single exon. The coding region runs from base 1 to 894 and encodes 297 amino acids. Lineage: Eukaryota; Fungi; Ascomycota; Pichiomycetes; Pichiales; Pichiaceae. Gene Ontology annotation, molecular function: hydrolase activity, acting on carbon-nitrogen (but not peptide) bonds, in linear amides. The record is from RefSeq and is a predicted model, not a curated record.
AUGGUUUUGGUAGCUGUAGGUCAGAUGUGCUCCUCAUCAUCUCUGGUGGAGAAUGCAGUGUCCGCAGUUCGGCUGAUCACACGUGCAGUAUCGCUUAACUGCAAGGUGUUGUUCCUACCAGAGGCGGCUGACUAUAUUGCACGAAACGCGGCGCAUUCGAAGGAGAUUGUGAAGCCAGUGACUGAAUCUCCAUUCAUAAUUGAGAUCCAGAAGACACUGAAGAAGUUUCAUGCUGAAGGAAAGUCGAUAUUCGUUAGUGUGGGGGUUCAUGAGCCCUCUGAGACCUCCGACAGGGUCAAGAAUACACUGUUGUGGAUUUCGGACAAAGGCAAAAUCGAGCAGAGAUAUCAAAAGGUUCACCUUUUUGAUGUUGAAAUCAAGAAUGGUCCCAUUUUGAAGGAAAGUGCCUCUGUGGAGCCGGGUAAUGAGGUAUUGAAGCCAUUUGAAACUCCAGCUGGAAAGCUGGGGAGUGCAAUUUGUUAUGAUAUCCGAUUUCCAGAGAUAGCCCUCAGAUUAAGGACUCUGGGGGCUGAGAUCAUUCAAUUUCCUUCUGCUUUUACCAUGAGAACCGGGGUUGCGCAUUGGGCACUCCUAGGCCGUGCAAGAGCAGUUGAUACUCAAUGUUAUGUGGUGAUGGCAGCUCAAUCCGGAUCCCACAAUACCAGCGCUGAUAAGCCUCUGGCAGAAGGCGAGACUGCCACCAAACGGGAAUCUUACGGUCACUCGAUGAUCAUCGACCCUUGGGGAACCGUUCUGGCUGAGUGUUCGGACAUUUUGCCUGGAAAGGAAGACAUUUGCCUUGCGGAUAUUGAUCUUGAGAGAUUGGAAUCUUUUAGACAAAAUAUUCCGUUGUGGACGCAGAGGCGUCCUGAUGUUUUUGGCUACGACGUAUAG